Messenger RNA from Lactuca virosa, 780 nucleotides. The record is from the annotation of a GenBank genome assembly. NCBI's taxonomy places the organism in Eukaryota, Viridiplantae, Streptophyta, Magnoliopsida, Asterales, Asteraceae.
AUGCCUUCCCUAAAAACAACAUCACCACCAUCGUCUCCUCCUAAACCUACACCAUAUUCGCCUCCAUUAAAACCUACACUUCAAAGUUAUAAUGAUGAUUAUAUUGAAAACUGUAGUCGUGCAAUGGGAGAUGGUAAUUCUGCAGUUGGAUAUUUUGAUGAGAGUGUGAAUUUCCUUUCGAAAGUGGGAACAGAUGAUCUAGAGGUUGCACAUACACUUUCGGUUUCUUUGAAUAAAAUUGGGGAUCUGAAAUAUUAUGAAGGUGAUUUGAAAGCUGCAAGGGAUCAUUACUUUCGGGCUCUUGAUAUUCUAGAUGUGGAUGUGUCCCUUGCGAAAGUCGCUGAUGUGGAUAGAAAUCUUGAUGCUGGGGAUACAACAAUUGAAGGGUUUCAAGAAGCCAUAAAUUUGCUGGAAUCUUUGAAUAUAAAGUCUGAAGAAACUGCACUGGAACAACGGGUUCUUCCUAUCAUGAUUGAUGUUGGAACCAACAAUGACAACCUUCUAGAAAAUCCCUUGUAUCUAGCUAGAGGCGAAAAUCAUAGAUCUGCCACCGGAGAUCGUAGAUCUAUCACAAAAGAAGAUAGACCUGGACCUAAACACUUCAGAUCUAAAAGCCUCGUCGUCAGUAAAGUUGAUGUGGUCGAUGAUGCUCGUCAGAUGAAGAUGAAGACAGUAAGGAGCGGAGGAGCACGAUGCAGAUCUAACCUGAAACACAUCAAGUUUACAUUAGGUCCGGAGAUGUUUCGUCGUGUGCCACCGGCAGAGGCGACGGACGUGUAA